AUGGAACUUCAACCCUCCCNAUCUAAGCAACCAAGACAUGAACCUAGCUGUCAGAUAGUUUCCGUUUUGGAACUUUCUCGUGAAUCAGUGGCUGUGAAGGCUUAUGCUUCAGGUGGUGAUGAGGAAAACUCUUCAAGUAUCAACCCUGAUGCUGACAACGAACUUGAUAGUCACAAUGUGGCUGAAGCUCUUUUUUCUUCUGGGAAAGAAACUGAUAUGUGCAUUUAUGGCUCUGCUUCUAACUCUUCCUGGCCCACCAGUUGCACCAGUGAGGAAGACAUCAGGCCUGAGGCGCCUUUUCACAUAUUGAUGUCUCCUGAAUAUUACUAUUUUGAUCAUCCGUUCAGGGGCGCUGCUCAUCACGGGGAGAUGUAUUCUUCUCUAUUGAGUGAUCCUCCUCAAAAGAUGGUCCCUAUUGGACCUGAUUUUCAAGCAGAAUUACCCGAAUGGGGUGCAUUUGUUAAUCAGGAUAAACCGUACAUGGAGGGCAUGCGCGAAACUAUGUGUCCUUCAUCGCAAGCUGAUGAAAAUAAACUUGCUGGUACGAGUAUCAUUCCAAUGCCUGCAAUGGAGCUAUGUGCAGAUAAUGGGGAGAAUAUUGUGGAGAGAGGAGGCGAAUGUUCAUGUGAAGAUAUAGGUUCCAUAAGAUGUGUUCGGCUGCACAUCAUGGAAGCAAGGGAAAAACUAAAGCUAGCCCUUGGCGAGGAGACAUUUUUUAGGUUGGGUUUUUGUGACAUGGGAGAGGUAGUGGCAGAAAAAUGGAGUGAAGAGGAAGAGGAAUUAUUUCAUGAGGUUGUAUUGUCGAAUCCUGCAUCUGUAGGCAAGAAUUUCUGGAACCAUCUUGCUAUUGAGUUUCCUUCACGAAGCAGAGAGGAACUUGUUAGCUAUUAUUUUAAUGCUUUUAUUUUGCGAAAACGUGCUGAGCAGAACAGAUUAGAUCCGCUGCACAUAGACAGUGAUAACGAUGAGUGGCUGGAGAUUGUUGGUGAUGCUGCUCAGGAAGCUAAUAUGACGGAUGAAGAUGAGGAGUCUGUGGUUGAAUCCCCAGCAUAUCAUAAUGAUCUCAUUGGCAAUGGGAUCCAUGAGGAGCUCGAUAAACAUGAUGAGGAUGGUGGUGAUGCCACCUGGGAAGAUUAUAAGGCUUUAAAUUUUGGUAGCAGGAAGGUCUUCACUGAUGUGCCGGAAUCGUGUCCCGGUGAGCUGUUUGAUAGUAACAGCAGUUAUAAACUUAGUUUGCAGCCUCAAGACCAAGGCCUAUCAAAUAAAGUGGUUAAGCAAGAAGUCCAAGAUGGCUCCUGUACCACUGUUGCAGCCGGGGUUACUUCAGAAUCAUCACUAGGGCAGACCAACAAUGGUAAACGUUGGGCAAAUGAUAUUACUGGUAUGGGCAGUGGCAUUGAGCAUGAUCGUGUGUUGGGGCCAUGUGGUGGCAAAGAAUGGGAUGUUGGGUACUUGAGCUGUGCCAGAAAUGAAGUUGAUUUGUUACCAACCCGCACUAUGAUUGAAGAAGUCUUUGGGGAUGGAGCCUGGAUAUACAAGAGUCGAGAUGGUUAAGGGUUAAGCUAUGUUUUGACAUUUACAUUCAUGCUGUAGACAGGCUGGUUUUGUGUGGUUGAAUCAAUCUGGUGAUGCUUCAUUUGCAGGUUCCAGUUUUCCUUGUAUAUUCAUAAUAAUGCUGGUGGAAGAUAGUUUUUACUCUUUGCAAGAAAUGACAUUGCAAGGGUGUUACAGGAGCUGAUGGAUGCUUAGCUUUUGGAACUGUACAGUAGCCAUUAUUUGCUUUACUUAACUCCAGUUUCCUGGGAAGCUGUUUUGACUGACCGCAGGUUCUUAGAAUUUAUUUGUAAAGUUAAACUAUGGCCAAUUGAGCCAUAUUUCCAAAAAAAAGGGAUGAAGAUCCUUGUAAAAAUUCUGACAUACGUAAGUUUAGUUGUUUUGUACAGUCGCUGAUUUCCUCUCUUUUUAUGUUCCCUUGUCAGCCUUUGUCUAUUUCUCAGCUCUAUAAAGGGAAGACCUUUGAUAUGGGUUAUAAGAAAUUACCAACUUUAAACAUA
Nicotiana tabacum (common tobacco) is the source of this 2054-nucleotide messenger RNA. RefSeq lists its product as uncharacterized. The record is from RefSeq and is a predicted model, not a curated record. NCBI's taxonomy places the organism in Eukaryota, Viridiplantae, Streptophyta, Magnoliopsida, Solanales, Solanaceae.